Molecule: messenger RNA, 2520 nt
Organism: Colletotrichum karsti
Lineage: Eukaryota; Fungi; Ascomycota; Sordariomycetes; Glomerellales; Glomerellaceae
Product: glycosyl hydrolase family 92
Exons: 5
Coding region: 1-2520 (839 amino acids)
Biological process (GO): glycoprotein catabolic process; protein deglycosylation; carbohydrate metabolic process
Cellular component (GO): cytosol; nucleus
Molecular function (GO): peptide-N4-(N-acetyl-beta-glucosaminyl)asparagine amidase activity; carbohydrate binding
Source: RefSeq, a predicted model, not a curated record
AUGGCCGUUCUUGUACCCGCCAUCGGCCUAUCAAGGCCUAUUCGCCUGCUGGUUUUCGCCUUCGUCCUCGUCUGCUUGAUAUUCUGGUGGCCUUCGUCGGAAGGCGGAGGAUUAUCGACUCUUUUGUUCUCCAAAUCUAGCCAACGGUCCAAACACGCCAUCCUCAAGUACAUAGAUCCAUUAAUCGGUACCGUCAACGGCGGGCAUGUCUUCCCCGGAGCAACAUUGCCAUACGGCAUGGCCAAGGCCUGCGCUGACACCAACUCUCGUGCUGAGAACGCCGCGGGUUGGGUGUCUGACAAUUCCAAGAUUACCGGCUUUUCCCACAUGCACGAUUCUGGAACCGGAGGCUCUCCAUCGCUUGGAAACUUCCCCCUCUUCGUUCAUCCUGGGUGCCCGAACGACAAUUACACAAUGUGCAAGUACACAACCGACCAGCGAAGCCUUUUCCGCGUCAACGACUCUAUCUUGGCCACUCCAGGCUAUUUCUCACUCAACCUUUCCAACACCGUUCGUGCUGAGAUGACGGCAAGCGAGCGGACUGCUCUUUACCGAUUCACAUUUUCACCAAACGAGACGGUCUCAUACGAAGACGUGGCCAAUCCCGACCAGGACAAAAUCGAUGCCGUGAGCAAUCCUCUGGUUCUCAUCGAUCUCACAGAUAUCGCCCAGAGCAGAUCUAGCGGGGGCAUACAAGUUUACGAAUCAGGUCGUAUGGUCGGAGACGGUACUUUCAGGCCGUCUUUUGGACAGGGCACCUACUCGGCCUUCUUCUGCGCCGACUUCCGAGGCGCAAACAUUCGAAAAUCGGGUGUUUUUGAAGGCGAAAACGCACACGACGACCAGAAAUACAUCUCAUCGUUCACUCGAGGCUUUUACAACCCGACUGGCGCUGCCGGCGCAUGGCUGCACUUCGAACGUCCCGAGAACAACCAGAUCCUCGCCCGUGUCGGUGUGUCAUUCAUUUCGGUAGAAAAAGCGUGCCAGAAUGCCGAGAACGAGAUUCCAAAAUUCGACUUCGAGGGUACUGUCAAAGCUGCCGAGUCGAUUUGGGCGGAAAAGCUCUCGACGGUGCAAGUCGACGCUACGGGAGUCAGCAAAGAUAUGCAGGUCACUUUCUGGUCAGGUCUAUACAGGAGUCUGCUAUCGCCGCAGAACUACACGGGAGAGAACCCUCUCUGGGAGUCAUCAGAGCCGUACUUUGACUCCUUUUACUGCAUUUGGGACUCCUUCCGUGCCCAGCACCCGCUGUUGACCGUUAUUGAUCCAGAGGCACAAACGCAAAUGGUUAGAGCUCUACUGGAUAUAUACAGAUUCGUCGGUAAACUGCCAGACUGCAGAAUGUCGUUCUGCAAAGGGUAUACCCAGGGCGGUUCCAACGCCGACAUCGUCAUUGCCGAUGCUUAUCUCAAAAACAUCAGCAAUGGCGUGGACUGGAAGACCGCGUACGAGGCCGUGGUGUCUGAUGCGGAAGUUGCACCUCAAAACUUUGGUGUUGAGGGUCGUGGGAACCUUCAAAGUUGGUUUGGUUUGGGAUACAUUGCCAAAGACCACAUGGACAGGAUAGCUAGCGGACCGAACACUCGCUCCAUAUCUCGAACGGUGGAGUACGCCUACGACGACUUUUGCAUCGCCGAGAUGGCGCGUGGUCUGGGGCACAACGACGACCACGCCAAGUACAUGCAGCGCAGUGCCAACUGGCAGAAUCUUUGGAACCCAGACCAGCCGGACAUCAUCCAGGACAAAAGCGGCAAGGAGGUUGAUCGAACCAAGUACAAGGGAUUUCUCAUGCCGAAGCUGAUCAACGGCUCCUUCGAGUACCAGAACACACGUGUUUGUUCGCCCAACACAGAGCAACACAUCUGCUACUUCGACACCUGGCAGUCCACGUACGAGGGCUCACCAUGGCUGUACUCGUUCUUCGCACCGCAGGAUAUGAAGACGCUGAUUCAGCUGAUGGGCGGUCGGGACGCAUUUGUGGAUAGGCUGGAGUAUUAUCACGGCGGUAACAUCGUCUACAUGGGCAACGAACAGGGCUUCCUCACGAUCUUCCAAUUCCACUACGCCGGCCGGCCCGGUCUUAGCUCCCGCACGGCCCGAAGCUAUAUUCCGUCGCAGUUCAACUCGAGUAUCAACGGCAUACCGGGCAACGACGACUGCGCAAUGGGGGCUUUUAGCGGUCUGGCCAUGAUGGGCUUCUUCCCGGUAGCCGGACAGGAUGUGUACCUCCUCAUCCCGCCAUUCUUCCCUGAAGUUCGACUGAAGUCGAGGAGUGCCAAGCCCGCUGUUAUCCGAAAAGUCGCCAAGGACGAAAAGGAGCUGGCCGAGGGCAUAUACAUUCAGAGCGCUACCCUGAAUGGCAGGCCGUAUACCAAGAACUGGAUCUCUCACGACUUCUUCUACCACGGUGGGGUGCUGGAGUUGACGGUUGGCUCGAAAGAGAGUGAUUGGGGCACCAAAGAAGAGGACGUCCCGCCCAGCUACCCAGCAACACCAAAGACUUUGGCUGCGCAAGGAUGA